Molecule: messenger RNA, 795 nt
Organism: Ceratosolen solmsi marchali
Lineage: Eukaryota; Metazoa; Arthropoda; Insecta; Hymenoptera; Agaonidae
Product: extensin-1-like
Exons: 2
Coding region: 1-795 (264 amino acids)
Source: RefSeq, a predicted model, not a curated record
AUGCGAGCUACGGGAGAGUCCGAGCUAUUUGGCAUUAGAGAAACGGCUGGUGCUCACUGCUACUCACCUGAAACAAAAAGAAGAGUCGGGCUCGAUUACACUGUCGCUCAUACUCCAUCGAUCCCCCCCCGCCCCCUCCGUACCACGUACCACGUACCACGUACCACGUACCACGUACCACGUACCACGUACCACGUACCACGUACCACGUACCACGUACCACGUACCACGUACCACGUACCACGUACCACGUACCACGUACCACGUACCACGUACCACGUACCACGUACCACGUACCACGUACCACGUACCACGUACCACGUACCACGUACCACGUACCACGUACCACGUACCACGUACCACGUACCACGUACCACGUACCACGUACCACGUACCACGUACCACGUACCACGUACCACGUACCACGUACCACGUACCACGUACCACGUACCACGUACCACGUACCACGUACCACGUACCACGUACCACGUACCACGUACCACGUACCACGUACCACGUACCACGUACCACGUACCACGUACCACGUACCACGUACCACGUACCACGUACCACGUACCACGUACCACGUACCACGUACCACGUACCACGUACCACGUACCACGUACCACGUACCACGUACCACGUACCACGUACCACGUACCACGUACCACGUACCACGUACCACGUACCACGUACCACGUACCACGUACCACGUACCACGUACCACGUACGCCGUCCCCCAUCCACCGUCCACCGUCCACCGUCCACCGUCCACCGUCCACCGUCCACCCGUAA